CUUUGUCUCCUCCGGGCUUCCGUCGCAUUUGGAGCAAAGUCUCCAGAUUAGCCGCAAAUCUCUCCUGUUCCGCCUGCGCCCGUCAGUUCCAGGCCCGGAUUCGGUGGUAUCGUCGCUGCGCCGCCUUGGCUCGUGCUGCAUGUAACACAGCAGAGCGCAGUUCAGCUGGAGUUGCCGGGGUGUUUCCUGUACUGGAGCUAAUCCGCUAGCAUUAGCCUCUGCCGUCAUGUCGUACAGGAGAGGGUUGAGGCUCGUGUGCGCGAUCGCCGGGGGCUCGGCCGUCCUGCUCGUGUCGGCGGGUGUCGCUGACUCCCGCGGGUGUUUCGGAGAGGCGACCCCGCGACUGUGGCCGAGACUGGCCGUCCUGAAAGCGGCCACACCGGCUUGGACCGCGGCGAGUCACACGCCGUCCCCGAGCGGAUCAUCGUGGGACUUCAACUGGGACAAGAGAGACCCGUCCAGCCUGAUCAACGGCAAGAAGAAGGAGAGCUCCGGCGAGGACCCCAGCGCCGAGCAGGACAACGGCAAACCCAAGGCCACUCGCCACAUCCUGCUCAUCCGACACUCGCAGUACAAGCUGAGCGGCAGCAGCGACAAGGAGCGCAUCCUGACGCCACUAGGCCGGGAGCAGGCCGAGCUGACGGGUCAACGCUUGGCGUCGCUGGGGCUCAAGUACGACAUCCUGAUCCACUCCAGCAUGGCCAGAGCCACGGAGACGGCCGGCAUCAUCAGCAAACACCUUCCAGGUGGGUGGCCUCCACGACAAGCCGCUGUUAUGUUACGGUCCUCUGACUGUUGCUGGCUCUCAGGUGUGGAGCUGGUGGGCUGCGACCUGCUCCGGGAGGGGGCGCCCAUCGAGCCUGUGCCUCCAGUCACACACUGGAAGCCCGAUGCUGUGCAGUACCACGAGGACGGCGCCCGCAUUGAGGCCGCUUUCCGCCGCUACAUCCACCGUGCCGACCCCAAGCAGAAGGAGGACAGCUACGAGAUCAUCGUCUGCCACGCCAACGUCAUCCGCUACUUCGUCUGCAGGGCUCUGCAGUUUCCCCCAGAAGGCUGGUUGCGGAUGGGCCUGAACAACGGCAGCAUCACGUGGCUCACCAUCCGCCCCAGCGGCCGCGUCGCCCUCAGAACUCUGGGGGAGGCAGGUUUCAUGCCCCCGGACAAACUAACACGGACCUGAUGGCUCUGACUCAGACCUCCAGGACUCUCCUUAAGUGUCUUGUUUCUGAAGAUCUCCUCCACCAUCUUGAGAGACUUGGCCCCGCGAUGGCAGAAAACAACUUUGCUGCAGCUCCUGAAUGUACCUGAGGAUUUUUACUAUUUUUCUUUUUUAAAAAACCAAAACAUCAAACGUUUGAUGUCAAAUGCAGUCAGUGGAGUCUCGUGGUGCAGUGAAUAAAUGUGGGAAAACAAUGUGCAGCUUUUGAUUUCUGAAACCCACCAAGCAUUAAAGAAUAUGAUAUGAUGAGGAUACUGCGGCCAUGACAGCGGGAAGAAGAACAGAGUGCUUUGAACCAUGGACGGAUGCCGACACCUUCAGUCUGUGGCCUUCAAUGAGCAGCACAGACCCUGACGGACAAUAGCUCCUCCUUCACAUGCAUCAAUAACCUCAUCCCUACUUACCCUCAUGCAGUGAAUGGUGUUG
Synchiropus splendidus (mandarinfish) is the source of this 1648-nucleotide messenger RNA. It is a transcript of the gene pgam5, whose product is annotated as PGAM family member 5, serine/threonine protein phosphatase, mitochondrial. Bases 227 to 1183 code for a protein of 318 amino acids. Gene Ontology annotation, biological process: positive regulation of mitochondrial fission. The transcript is spliced from 5 exons. Gene Ontology annotation, cellular component: mitochondrion. Lineage: Eukaryota; Metazoa; Chordata; Actinopteri; Syngnathiformes; Callionymidae. The record is from RefSeq and is a predicted model, not a curated record.